AUGAAGGAUUAUACUGGAAGAGUGUGGUUUCUACGCACUUCAGAUUCACAAAAGGGAAGAAAACUACAAGAGUUGCCGCCGGCCUUCGCCCACACGCGGCGGCGCGUGCCCGCAGUGGGCUUCCUCGCCCGCAGCGGGUUUCUGCGCCCGCCAUCGGCUGGCGGCGUUCGGCUUCGGCCGCCAGCGGCCAUCUGCGCCAGCCGGCGGCGGCCGCCUGCGAGCAUCUGCGCCUGCCAGCGGCCGGCGGCCGCCUGCGGCCUUCUGCGCCCGGCAGGGGCCGGCGGCGGCCGCCUCCGGCCUACUGCUGCCGCCAGCGCCCGGCAGGGGCCGGCGGCGGCCGCCUCCAGCCUGCUGGGCCCGCCAGUGGUCGGCGGCGGCUGCCUGCGGCCUUCUGCGCCCGCCAGUGGCCGGCUGCGGCCUUCUGCGCCGGCCAGCGGGCGCCUGCGCCUACCUGCAGGUGUGCCGGCUGUUGUCGGACGCCAGUUGGCUGCUGGCGGCUGUGCCAGCCGACAUCUGGUUGCUGUGCCAGCCGGCAGCUGGCUGCUGGUGCCACGAGAAAUUUGA
This is a messenger RNA of Zingiber officinale, 564 nucleotides long. RefSeq names its product ventral anterior homeobox 1-like. The transcript has 2 exons. Lineage: Eukaryota; Viridiplantae; Streptophyta; Magnoliopsida; Zingiberales; Zingiberaceae. The coding region runs from base 1 to 564 and encodes 187 amino acids. The record is from RefSeq and is a predicted model, not a curated record.